CGUCUAGCCGUACGAAAGAGAAGGCUAGCAGCGCACCCUUCGAUCAAAAUAAAUUUGCUAGACCCCGAAAUUGAUAUCUACGUCGCUGACGGCUCAAAAGAAAUUGACCUCCUGUUACCGCCAAUAUGGCUGAAGGAGAGCCAGACUACAGCUCUCUACCACUAACAGAGAGAUGGGUGCAUAAAGCUUGGAAAGCUCGCAAGCAAGCAUACGAAGAAGCAGCGAAACUAUUUGAACUCACUCCAGACGAAUACGAUCCCGCAUUUCGGCCGUUCAACCAAGAUCCUAGUCUAUGGAAGGGUGCCGUGGCGGAUUCAAACGUUGCCGCACAAUCAGACGGCAUCGCUGCAUUCUGCGCAUUCCUUAAAUUUGGUGGGAAGGAAAAUUGCGUACGUUCGCGCGGCCAAGUCGUCACCCCUAUCGUCGAAAAAGGCCUUGUGUCUACAAGACCCGCUACCAAAGCAUCCUCGGUUGAGGCGCUAUUGCUGCUUAUCGAGCUCGAUGUCGCCGGCCCUGUAGUCGAGGAUAUCCUCCCUGCCAUAUCCGCGAAGCAGCCUAAAGUUAUUGCAGCCGCCCUAGCAGCUCUCACCACCAUCUUCCACAAUUAUGGUUGCAAAGUCGCCGACCCGAAGCCUGUCCUCAAGAUCCUCCCCAAGGCAUUCGGGCAUGCGGACAAGAAUGUACGAGCCGAGGCUACCAACUUGGCAGUCGAGUUCUACAGAUGGCUAAGAGACGCGAUGAAACCUAUGUUCUGGAGCGAUCUAAAGCCAACCCAGCAGUCCGAUCUGGAAGCACAAUUCGAAAAGAUCAAGGCAGAACCGUCGCCGAAACAGGAGCGGCUCUUGCGAUCUCAGAAGGCGGCGAUGGCCCGCGCGCCGCCGCCAGGUGCCGAAGGGGAGGAUUUCGACGAGGACGAUGGUCCCGAGGAACCGGCCGAAGUUGACGCCUUUGAUCUCGCGGAGCCCCAAGACGUUUUGUCAAAAGUGCCUGCCAAUUUCCACGACAAUCUCGCUUCUUCGAAAUGGAAAGACCGCAAGGAGGCUCUCGAGGCGCUUUACGCCGUUCUUAACGUACCAAGGAUCAAAGACGGCGAUUUUGGCGAGAUCAAUCGUGGCUUUGCCAAGUGUAUGAAAGACGCCAACAUUGCCGUCGUAACCCAAGCAGCCCAGUGUAUCGAGGUACUCGCGAAGGGCCUCCGGAAAAGCUAUAGCAAAUACCGGUCCGUCGUCAUGGCGCCGAUCAUGGAGCGGCUGAAGGAGAAGAAGCAGUCCGUUGCAGACGCGCUAGGCGUCGCCUUAGAUUCGGUAUUCCUUUCCACGGGCCUUACCGAUUGUCUAGAGGAUAUCUUCUCGUUUCUUGGCCACAAAAACCCGCAGGUCAAAGAGGGAACUAUGAAAUUUCUUGUCCGCUGCCUAAGGACAACCCGGGAGCCUCCAAGCAAGCAAGAGGUCGCCAGCAUCGUAGAAGCUGCGAAGAAACUGCUCUCGGAAUCUAGCGAGGGUUUGAGGUCUGGAGGAGCCGAGGUUCUAGGUACGGUCAUGAAGAUAAUUGGCGAGCGUGCCAUGAACCCUCAUCUCGAAGGCCUAGACGAUAUUCGAAAGAAUAAAAUCAAGGAGUACUUCGACAAAGCCGAGGUCAAAGCUAAAGAUAAGCCGAAGCCGAAGCCAGCUCCGGCUGCACGAGGCCCACCUGGCGGUCCGAAGAAGAUCGUUGGCGGUGGUAAGAAAGCUCCUGGCGCCACAAAGAAGGCCGCGCCAGCUGCUUCCGCACCCACUCAGCCCGCAUCAGAGCCUACGCCCACACCACAACAAGCAUCCCGACCCGCCGCAGGCAGCAAACUUGGCAUGCCUAAAACCUCUGGCCUUACCGGGCUCAAGGCGCCGCAGAGACGCAUUGGUCCCCCAGGUAUCGCAUCCCCCCGACGAGCACCAGCUGCUGCAACCCCGCCGCCACCUCCCGUGGAGGAUGAGGAACCUCUGGCAUCAUCACCUCCGCCAAAACCGCGAGUUGGGCUCGGCCGAGGUGGUCUUGCUGGGCGCUCCUUAACAAAACCUGCCGCAGCAUCUGCCGCAGUAACUUCGGCGCCCUCGCCCCCUCCGUCUAGCGGCCUUGCGGCCAUGGAGCGUGCAGAGCUCGAAGAGCUGCGCGCGGCGAACGAUCGGCUCACUAAACAGGUAGACGAGAUGCGGCACGAGCGAAAUAAACUCGUUUCGGAAGUCCAAGAACUUAAAAACCAGAAUGCUGGGCUUAUUGAGGACCACACGCGAGAUGUGCUUAGCAUCAAGGCUAAAGAGACUCAACUCGUCAGAGCAAGAAGCGACGCGGAAGCGACCGAGCAAACCAACGAGAGACUCCGCCGGGAACUAGAACGCCUCAAGCGCGCCCUUAGCCGGGCCGAGGGCUUGGGUAUAUCUGGGGGUGUCGUCAGUCCAGGGAUGACAAGCCCUACCCCAGACGACAUGGGCAUCUACCGCGAUGGUGCAAAUUACUCGGGUUCGAAAAACAAUAGGAUGAGCUUCGCGAGCACUCUAUCGGAGGAGAAGGAGAAUGGCGACGCGCCUCACAACUACCCGAGGAGCAAGCUAAGUCCAGAGUUGCGAUACAAUAGCGGAUCGAGUGGAAGAGGCAGCCCUGCUCGUGGCUUUAGGAGCGCGCCAGUAGAAGAAGGAGUCGGACACGGCACCGGUCCCGGCACGAGUUCGGCCCCAGGCGGAGCCAGCAGUAAUGGUGUGGAAAGUUGGAAGAGGGCAGCAGAGGUCACGAGCCAGCUCAAGGCCAGGAUAGAGCAAAUGAAGGCCAAACAAGGAUUUAACCGACCGUGAAGUCGGAUGCAUCCAAGAGUCUAGUCGCCACGAAAUGGUGUUGGUUAAGGGACCAAAGUUGAAAGAGAGAGAAAAAAAUAAGAGGGAGAGGGCGGUGGCGGGAAUCAGGGUCACAUCUACUUGAUCAAGUGCAUUUUCGUGGCGUCGGUUACAUACCCCAGCUUGUUUCGUCCACUGCUAAGGAAUUCGGAAAUGUCAUGAUAAUUGCCUACCUACCUAACAGUGGGUAUGUAUGUUUAGACUUAAUUGCCCUGAGCUUCAGACUAUGGUGUCUCGUGCAAACUACUCAUGCGAUCGAACGAUCGAUAGUCGAGGGUGAUAA
Messenger RNA from Annulohypoxylon maeteangense, 3144 nucleotides. Its product is annotated as armadillo-type protein. Gene Ontology annotation, molecular function: microtubule plus-end binding; microtubule plus end polymerase activity. NCBI's taxonomy places the organism in Eukaryota, Fungi, Ascomycota, Sordariomycetes, Xylariales, Hypoxylaceae. Gene Ontology annotation, biological process: mitotic spindle organization; microtubule polymerization; establishment or maintenance of microtubule cytoskeleton polarity. The transcript is spliced from 3 exons. Gene Ontology annotation, cellular component: centrosome; spindle pole body; kinetochore. Bases 126 to 2822 code for a protein of 898 amino acids. The record is from RefSeq and is a predicted model, not a curated record.